ACGUCACCGUACAUAAAUACUCCCACUUUCUGUGAGUAUAUAUGCGUAUGUCCUCCGCUAUUAUUCAAUUUUUUUCACAAGGGGUUGGUUUGUCGGUCAAUUUAUACAAAACCCGGCAAUUGUAAGUUUAAUGCAAUUAAUUUAAUUGGAAAUUAGGUUUUGAUUUGGUGGGUAUGACUUAUAAUGGUACGAUUGAGGAACCUAGAGGGGAUUAUGUGAAUUUGGAGGAGGGUUUUGAUGGAGGGGCCAACGGGGAGGCAUCGACGUCAUCGGGCUGCGCCGGAGGCGAAGGAGGGUGGUGCUGGUCGUUGUGGUGGUGGUUAAAGCUGGUGUUGUUGGUGACAUUUUUAGGGGUCUUGGCUGCUGUCUUCUGUAAAUGGGUCGGGCCAUUUUUCAUGGACAAGGAAAUUCUUCCCUUAAUUCAUUGGGAAACGAAAACAUUCAGCACACAAGUCCUGGCACUUCUAGUCUUUGGUUCUGUGGCAUUAUUUCCAAUCCUACUUUUACCUUCUAGUCCUUCGAUGUGGGUUGCAGGGAUGACUUUUGGAUAUGGGUAUGGUUUUCUGCUGGUCAUUGGAUCAGUUGCAAUUGGUGUCUCUCUCCCAUAUUUCAUUGGUUAUCUGUUCCGUCAUAAAAUGCAUAUGUGGUUAGAGAGACAUCCAAAGAAAGCUUCCAUCAUAAGAUUAGCUGGUGAAGGAAAUUGGUUCAAUCAAGUUCGAGCUGUUGCAUUGAUUAGGAUUUCUCCCUUCCCCUAUGUCAUAUAUAACUACUCUGCUGUGGCUACCAGUGUUGGGUAUGGUCCAUACUUGUUGGGGUCAAUUGUCGGAAUGGUUCCAGAAGUAUUUGUUGCACUCUACACUGGCAUCCUGAUAAAAACCUUGGCCGAUGCAUCCAGUGAUCAGCACUCUUUGUCAGCAUCAGAGAUAAUUUUCAAUGUGAUCGGAUUUUGCAUCACGGUGGCUACAACAGUGGUAAUCACAUUGUAUGGCAAAAGGCGGCUCAAUGAACUGCAAAGGGAUGAGGACCUAUUGCAGUGAUCUUAGGAUUUCUGCCUGGACAAAUUAAGCUGGAGAAGGCAAUGCCACCUCACAGGACGAGGUCGAUAUGGAUGCAUAGAGUGUAAGGGAAAAAGGAAGCUUACACGACUAAUAUUGGCACUCUGAAUGUAGGAUUGGUGGUAACCAGUAAAACCAUUUAUAGUUACUUUCUCCUUCAUUGUAGAACAUAUAUGUAUAUAAUUGAAAUCCCAUAUUUUUUAAGGGUUAAAUUGCUGUAAACUUGGCUUUGCAAAUUAAUAUUGCAAUUUGAUGGUAGUAGGUCUUGUAAAUGUUA
This is a messenger RNA of Olea europaea var. sylvestris, 1332 nucleotides long. Its product is annotated as transmembrane protein 64-like. The record is from RefSeq and is a predicted model, not a curated record. The transcript is spliced from 4 exons. Bases 174 to 1037 code for a protein of 287 amino acids. Lineage: Eukaryota; Viridiplantae; Streptophyta; Magnoliopsida; Lamiales; Oleaceae.